CACCGGUGCCUCCUUAGCGUCCCGCUGCCGCGGAUCUGAGGGCCCCCUGAGAGGCACCUGCGCAAGAACUUCAGCCUCUCUCCGGGGAGCGGGGAGCGGGCCGCGUCCCGAGGCCGGGUCAGCCCCGAGGCAGCCACUGGACAGCCGCUCCCAAGAGGACGAGCGCCGCGACUCCUGGGCACCCGGCGGAGUCCGCGGGACGGCGUUCCGAGGUAGUUGGUCCUCUCCGGGUAGCCUUCGGCGUCCGGUGGCCUGCCGGGCAGAGUCCACGUGACUCAGGGGGGCAACAGGCAGGAGCAUGGCUGCCACCAGACCGCUGUCCCACUUCUGGGAGUGGGGGAAGAACAUCGUGUGCGUGGGCAGGAACUACGCAGACCACGUCAGGGAGAUGCAGAGCGCCGCACUGAGCGAGCCGGUGCUCUUCCUGAAGCCGUCCACCGCCUACGCCCCCGAGGGCUCGCCGGUCCUCGUGCCCGCCUACACCCGCAACCUGCACCACGAGCUCGAGCUGGCCGUGGUGAUGGGCAAGCGCUGCUGCGCCGUCCCGGAGGCCGCAGCCAUGGGCUACGUGGCCGGCUAUGCCCUGUGCCUGGACAUGACCGCCAGGGACGUGCAGGACGAGUGUAAGAAAAAGGGGCUGCCCUGGACUCUGGCCAAGAGCUUCACGGCCUCCUGCCCGGUCAGCGCGUUCGUGCCCAAAGAGAAGAUCCCUGACCCUCACAACCUGAAGCUCUGGCUCAAGGUCAACGGCGAACUCAGGCAGGAGGGUGAGACAUCCUCCAUGAUUUUUUCCAUCCCCUACAUCAUCAGCUACGUUUCAAAGAUCAUGACCUUGGAAGAAGGAGAUGUUAUCUUGACCGGGACGCCAAAGGGAGUGGGUCCCGUUAAAGAAAACGAUGAGAUCCAGGCUGGCAUACACGGGGUCGUCAGUAUGAGAUUUAAGGUGGAAAAGCCGGAAUAUUGAGUGUAUCCAAAGCACCCUAACUUCUUAACACGUUUCAGGGGGAAGGGGAACAAGAUAAAAGCAAGAAAAGGUUAUUUAAUGUGAUAAUCCUUUAAUGAGAAACCAAUUUUUUAAAAAUGAUUGGAUUGCUAUGCCUCAACUCAAGGAAGAUGGACCGUCGGAGAAAAACCUGAUCUAGAAGAGCUGGGCCAGAAAUGGAAAUGAGAAGCAGUGCCUCCUAGGAAACAACAAGCCAAAUGUUCAGAAAACUUACUUUCCUUUCCUAAAACUGGACCGGAUAAGACUUCAGUGGGUCAUUCUGCGACCACGUGUUCAAGACUUAAAAUCUGCAAAGGAAAUGGAAAAGCACGUUUCAUCAGUGUUUCCCAAAGUUCCUUGAUGAUGAAAAUCAUCUGGAGGUGAAGUGUAGCCUUUGAAGUGCCAGACCCAAAUUACGCUGGACAAACCUCCCACACUGUGGAUCAACACUGACCGCAGUGGUGGGUCUUUGCCCUGAAGCAAGUGACCAGUGACCGGAGAUGGUGUGGAGCUGAGCAGAGCACUCUGGGGCUGCUGCAAAGGCAGCUGAAGUGGAGGGGCCGUCGCCCUGUCAAAGCAGAGCAGGUCACCCACCCUUCCAAGUUCCUAAGACUCGUCACCGCUUGUGAAACUUCUGAAGCUGGUCUUCCCCGAGUUGAUUCAGACUCACAAAUGUCAAGCCUGAGUCAGCAAGCCUUCACAAGCAUUGGGUAGCUCUGAUGUGUCAUCAGAGAAAGUAACCGACUAGAAAAGCUCUACAGUGAUCAAAACAGUUGUACAGCAUCACCCAUGGACUUCUGCCGUCCCCACCCGGCACUGGGAGAACCGGUCGUCCGCGCCCAUCAGCUCCAGCAAAGUAGUCUGAGCCAUGGCCACGUUGUUUUUAUAGGUUCUGAUCUUUCUCCAGGCAAACAAGACAAAGAGGAAAGGGGCUUAAGAAAAAUCAUUCAUAUCUGUGGGAAAGAUUAAACUUGUUUAUUAAUUCAUGCAAACAUUUUCCAACUUGGGAAGAGAGAGAGGGCAAAGCCAGUAGAAAAGGCCUUCUAAGAAAUGAAUAAGAGGGGGAUUUUAGGAUUUACUCUUAACUGACUCCAGGGGGAAACAGAAUAACAAUUUACAGAAACAUUCUCACCACAUUUGAACAAAAUACAAUUUUAUCUGUAAUUUUCAAACUCAUUUUCCACUUUAAAGGCGGUUAAAACUUGUAUUCUUUUCCAGAGUUUAAAAUGACGUCUGGUUUUUAAAUAUUUCCUUGUCCAGACAAGUUCCUACUUGCCUCGAUAGGAUCUGCGAGCUUACAGGAGAGCACACUCGCUCUCAGUCCACCCCUUGCUCUAUGAGAUAAAAAAAACUGCAGGGAGAAAAAGAGAGUUAGUUUCUAAAAUCACCUGGUAUACAACGCUGAAAACCAAUGACCACAAAUAGAGAACAGCAAUGAGUUUUCUUUACAGAUAUGAACAAAUACUUCAGUGAAAGCUGUAAGACAAUGGAAAGAGUUCCAGUCUCAGGCAGAGUUGGGAGAAAAAUUAUAGAUCUGGCUUCUGACAGUAAUUUUGUAAAAAUCCACAUCAAUUUUUCAUGACCUUUUUCUCAGGUAGGAAAGUUGGCAUUUCAAAUCCAACAUAUAGAAAAAUGGGCUUAAAGUGUGUUCAAACAACCAAUUGUGACAGACGUGAACCCGCAGCAGUAACGUGACCUGUUAGAGCACAACAAUAUCAUGAUGCAGUUGAUUAAUAAUGAUGUCUCACUUUUUACAAUUUACAAAGCACUCUCACCAACAUUUUAUUUAGUAUAGAGUGGAAGGACACAUCAGCUAGGCACUUUAAUUUCCUUCAUUAAUUAAUGAAUUGAAUUAAAUCUUUGACAUGUAUUCAUUUUAUUUUGUAUGAGUCAAUUUAACCUUUUUGAAAAUUAUUCUUCAACAUUAAUGUCAGAUCUUACAAGGAUCUGUGAUACUAAUAUCACUAUGUGUUUUAAAACAUUGAAAUGAAUAACUCACUUUGAAAUCCCUCCAAAUGAACCACUUUAAGUAGCCAUUAUUUUUAAUUGAAAUAUGAUAAAUAUACAAAAUGUCCUAUAUGGAAAUCCUUUGUUUUUAUCUUAUUAGCAGAGCAAUGUAAGUUCUUAUUUUUUAAAUUACAUGUUCUGUUUUAACUGAUUUAUAACAAUUGAAAUUGUAUUUGAG
This is a messenger RNA of Globicephala melas (long-finned pilot whale), 3167 nucleotides long. It is a transcript of the gene FAHD1, whose product is annotated as fumarylacetoacetate hydrolase domain containing 1. Gene Ontology annotation, cellular component: mitochondrion. The record is from RefSeq and is a predicted model, not a curated record. Gene Ontology annotation, molecular function: acetylpyruvate hydrolase activity. NCBI's taxonomy places the organism in Eukaryota, Metazoa, Chordata, Mammalia, Artiodactyla, Delphinidae.